Messenger RNA from Trametes versicolor FP-101664 SS1, 4493 nucleotides. RefSeq lists its product as uncharacterized. The coding region runs from base 1 to 4473 and encodes 1490 amino acids. The record is from RefSeq and is a predicted model, not a curated record. Lineage: Eukaryota; Fungi; Basidiomycota; Agaricomycetes; Polyporales; Polyporaceae. The transcript has 16 exons.
AUGUCGUUCUCCAACCUUGCGAGACACUUCCGACGGUCUCGCUCGAAGGGCAGCAGCGGGUCUUCCGGAACCCCCAGGGGAGACGAUUCUCCGCAUUCCAGCCGCAGCGGGUCUGUGCCUCUGGGAACGACUGCUGAAGCUGAAGACGGGCCCGUGGGGCAGACGCGUGUGGAGAUGCCGACACCUAUGCCCUCUCCUUGGGUCGCGUCACCGCUGUUGACGAUGCCUGCACCAUCGAUGCCAGCGUCGGCCGCGCCCACUGGUCCUAUGAAUGGAGCGCUAGCUGACCUGACACCCUUGUAUGGACACCUGGAUGCUGGUCCGUCUGUUCCGCGAGAGCAGAAGGCUAUGGACACGCUGGGCGACAAACUCGGCGGUCUGACCAAGAAAGCCAAUGAGACUAUGACCGUAAUCAACAGUCUCUCCGCGACAGCGGCCGCUAUAGAGAAGACCGACUUCGUUCAGAAUAUCGAGCGCGGGAUACAGCACUUUACGGAUGAUAUCCCGUGGCUCAUGAAAGGCUUGGACGAACUGGCCAGGAUACACCCCGCGGUGACGGUGGUGGUUCUGGCCUUCAAGGCAGUUUAUGCGCUCGAAACAACUCGGCAAGAGAACGAUCGACGUGUCAUGACCCUCUAUGUCGAGAUGAAAGACAUGAUGAUGGUCAUGGUCCAACUCAAGGGCGUUGAAAACCGCAAACACGUUGGGCUUGACGGCCUCGUACUCAAAGAUCGCCUGGAGGAGCUCGCGGAGAAAACGGCGCAGAAUAUCAAGGACUGCGCGAACUUCUGCGAUACGUUUCUCAAGAAGCGCCUCAUCGUCAAAGUCUUAAAGGGUCCUGCUUGGGCUGAGAAGCUUUCGGGAUUCGUGAAGACGUUCACCGAACGCAAGUCCGAUUUCCAGUUCGCCCUCGCGAUGCACACGGCAAACUCAAUUACAGACGUUAAGAAGCAAACAAUCGAGAUCGACGCUAAGCUCGAUGUUGUCAUCGCACUCUUCGACCGUUUCCUGACAGCAGAAGAGCGCAAGCUAGCCGCCGAGGUCGAGCGUGAGGGUGGUGCGACGAAAGUGCGACAGAGCGACAAGUCGCUCAAAGCCCUUCUUGAACUGGACAUCUCUAUACGAAGUGCUCCGACGGAGAAGGAUACACGCGAAAAGACUGCCAUCAAACAACGCGAGGGUCCGCCAGGUGUUCGUGAAGGCCGCUCAGUAGCCAAGGACGGUACGUCCCGCGGCAAGGACGGCGUCAAACAAGCGGCGAUGCCGCUGGACGACCUGAAGUGGGAGCUGCGUGAGGAUAUCGACGAUGCUCUCGACCGGAACUUCGGGACCUUCAUAAGCAAGUUCGAGCUCCAAGUCAGCUUGCUGCAAGUUGCGCUGGAAAGGUAUAUCCGCACCGAGAACGAUCGUGUCAUUGGAGCGGUGAAGGAUGCGGUCACUCAAGGCCCCCAUAUGAAGAUCAAACACCCCGAGCUGCGCAAAAUAUGGCAAGACAUGAACUGGCGCGGCAAUGUCAAGGCUCGUCUAUUCGUCAUGACCCUGCGGGACCACUAUCGGGACGUCAUCGAGGACGCUCAACACGCCUCUAGUAGUAAAGGAGACAUCAUCGUCAACGACGAUUGGACUCUUGAGUACUUCGGGCCUUCGUGGCUUCAGCCGAUGAUGGACGCCUUCGACGAUGACGUCUCGGGUUAUGUCACUAUAUCGGAAGUCAACAAGGUCAUGGAUCUGCAACCUCCCUCUCUAGGUUGGAGUGUGCCUCGUUGGCUCGCGUACUGGGCUGUGGGUUGGGGGCUGGCUGCGACAAAAUAUGCGACGGCGAUCGAUGAUACGCUGUGUCAUAUGCGCGACGCGCUGCCGCGUAUCCUGGGCAUGAACCGCCUCGCAGUCGACAGCUAUCUUACAGAGACAUGGGGACCUUCUCUCACCCUCACCGGUGGCGUCGAGUGGCACGGCGACCCGCAGUUACUCGCGCGCUUUCAGGUUUACUUGGACCACGAAGAGGAGCGUCUCCGUUCCAACUUGGAACACGUCAAGUAUCACAUAGAUGCUUCCGAUACUCUGUCCCUUGUGCUCGGGCCGCGCAAACUGGAGAAGUGCAUUCUUCCUUUGCUGUACUUGCUCACGCAGAAUCACUAUCGGAUGUUCAAGGCCGCCCAAGUAGAAGUUCUAGCUGAGCAUGAGCUCGAAAACGCACGCAGGACUAUGGAAACACUCUUCAUCGCCGUUCGUGACAGAUACUCUGAGCUGCAAGAUCUCUUCACGGAACAGAAACUCGACCCCGAGGCACACUUCAAGAAAUACGCUCGCGGCCUGUUUAUCAAUCACAGUCCCUUCGUAGAUUUCUGGAGCGUAGACAACAUGUUCCUCUUCCAACUGAAAUCGGCGACCGAAGAAGACAUGGAUGUUACGGACUUGUCCGGUAUCGAGCUGGACCUCGAAGGAGUAGUCGAUACUAGCCAGUAUGAUGCGGUCGACGAUGAGACCGAAGACGAUCUUCUGGCACCAAUGCCCGUCAACGCUGUGCUCGGUCUCUGGAAUGGCUUUCCGUUCGAGGAAUCCGAGUAUCCAGCAAGAGGAAUGCUGUCCCUGCGCUUCCACUACUCGGAUAAAGAAGGCGAGAACUUCAUGGGCUCUGGUGUCGAGUUCGAUGGCGACCGGUACACCAUCUCUGGAACUUGCGAAGUUGACGAGGCCGGCCAGGUCUCCAUGUCGUUCAGCAUGACGUACGGCGACCUGGUCAUCUACUACUCCGCCCGGCUCCUCGACGAAUUCACGCUCGAAGGCUGGCGAGGGUACGAGCCUGAUCAGUUGGACGACUGGCAAUUCGUCCUCAAGAAGGUGCCCGCGGAGCAGAUGUUCUUUCGGCCGAGCCCCAAGGUGCUGCGAUCGAGCGACAGACCGCGCAAGCUCUGGCAAUAUGCGAUCUCCACCAUCGUGCACGACAUCCGGCGAAAGAACUGGUCAUGGUCGUAUUUCGCUCUCCGGCGCGACGCACGCAAGCGCUAUGUCAGACUCUUCGCUGUGUCAUAUGGACGCUUGAUGCCCUACGAGGCAGAGGAGUGGAUCCUGGCUAGAUUACUCUGCACGGCGAAGGACGCUCGCUUCUAUCACAGCCUCACCGAACGCUUCAACAGAAUUUUCCCCCUGCAUCAACCUCGGUGGUGUGACAACUGCUUCAGUGUCAUCGGGGGUGCCCGUUUGGUGUGUCUUGACUGUGUGGUACAGAAGGCCAACUACCAUGACCGUAUCAACUUCUGCGACGACCCUGUCUGCUACGAAUCCAUGAGCGAAAGCGUCGACAGCUUUGGACAGGACCACCACCCUGGCCAUGACUUUAUGAAGGUCCGAACUAUUGUAAACGCUGUAGAGAUGGCCGAGCUCCUUUUCAAGGCCCAGUGCGCCUUGGACGACUACCGUGGGCUCUCUGGGUACGGCAGUCACCCAUGUCCUCCGGACGCUCCGGGCGAUUCGGUGGUGGAGAACCAGGCGGAACAGGACGUCAACCAAGAUGAGACGUCGUCACCUACGAACGACGGAGAGCCGGGCUCACAAAAUGCUCAAACGGAGCAUCCGGGUGCCGUGUCAGGCGAAUGCGAGUCCGUCCUUGAGCCUGCCCCCAAGCGAAACGACGAAGCACACUCGGCUUGUCCUCCGCCGCCAGAAGAACCGCCACAGCCCGCUGUCGGCAUGGUGGAGCCCAGUGUCGCUAUAGGGCGGACCUCUGAAGGAGCGGUACUUCCAGACGCAGUGACGCUCUCGGACCCUACCUCAAGCUCAACCGAAGCAUUCCAUGACAAGAACCUGUCCAACUAUGACUCUCCGGAACUGAACACCGCGAUUCCCGACUCGCCACGUUCGGCCUCCGAGUCCCUCGAACAUCCUGAUGCGGAACCAUCAGGCCCAGAUGCUGCAGACGACGACGCAUACGAGGAACCACCACCACAGGAGUGCAAAUGCAGGGUAUGCCAAAAUCCUGUUCACAUCGGCAAGUGCUGGUUCUGUCUCGUAUGCCAAGACUUCGUCUGUAACGAUUGCGACGCGCACCUGUACAUCCACUGUCACGAGUGCAGCAAGCCGUUUCCACAACCCGAAUGGUACAGCGGGAUGCGAGCUAGUGACUUCAUAUGCCCGAUGUGCUCCGCGAAGGGGGUCAAAGAGCGACCAGACAUUUUCGACAAUGGCGACAGGUCGCAUGUUGGCAUGCAUCCCCUCGUCCAGUGCAAGCAUAAGGUGCCAGACCCGCCCAAAGAGACGUCGGAGGUUGCGGAGGUGUCCAGCGAGCAGCGUCUCGCCAGUCUGGAGGAAAGGAUGGCUGCUAUGGACUCCAAGCUCGAGCACUUGCAGGAACAUCUGGUGCGGCUGGAGAAGACGCAGACGGACAUGCAGGAUGUAAUUCUAUCCAGGUUGGACGAGGCGCUCUUGAGGGUAGUUGAGAGGGUAUUAAACGGACAGGUGCGGCCAGAUAGCUAGUUACUUCAUCCAAAACUGCG